Messenger RNA from Rhipicephalus microplus (southern cattle tick), 9505 nucleotides. Its product is annotated as zinc finger FYVE domain-containing protein 21. Gene Ontology annotation, molecular function: metal ion binding. The record is from RefSeq and is a predicted model, not a curated record. Lineage: Eukaryota; Metazoa; Arthropoda; Arachnida; Ixodida; Ixodidae.
GCGCACAUUUAUUAGUUUAAACUGAAUUGUUGACUGAACUGAGCGCCACCCGGAAGCCUCCAACUAGACUGCGAAACGAGAAACCCAGAAACUACGAAAGUGCCGUUUUUCGGCGGAAAAGGGGUGUGUAGUGCGUGCGUGCGAAGGGUGUUGGCGUGUUUUGAGUUUGUGGAGUGCAGCGCGUGCGUCUCGCGUACGCGGGUGUGUACAGCGUGCAAUGACAACUGCCCAGAAGAAGCUGGUCAGGUCCAAGAGCGGCCUCCGAAUCGUCACAGUGGGUCACGAAGAGCUCAGUCCUUUCCAUUUGGACGAGCCUCCGUGGACACCCGACCGAGAGACCGCCGAUUGCUGGCGUUGCCGCUCCAAGUUCGACUUCAUAACUCGCCGCCACCAUUGCCGUCGCUGUGGCCGCGUGUACUGCAGCAGCUGCUGCAGCCGUAGGCUUCCCUUGCAGCGCAUGUGCUUUGUGGACCCCGUACGCAUCUGUCAUGACUGCAGUCCAGCGACGCUGCGGGAGAACGACUUCUACGACAGGCACCUGCGCCUGCUCCUCGCUGGUGCGCCCUUCCUCGUCACGAUCGUGCCCGACGCGGGUGCAGCCCUGCCACACUGCUGUCGACUCUCCCCUGACCAUCGCAUCCUCGAGAUGGAAAAUGUUCAGAGCAAGGAGUGCAUAGAAAUUCCUUUGGCCAGCAUAUGCACUUACCGAAUCCUCAGGCCCAACAGCCCCGGAAUGACCAACUCGACACGGAGUCCUUUGACGAGCGAUGGUGGCCUGAGCGGUGUCAUGAUUGGCUACAGGCCGCAUGGAGUGGCACAAGGGGCAGGUGAGGAGCAGCAGGAUACAACAACGGAGCUUGCACAAACGCUCUUGCACCUCGGUCUAUCGCCUGCACCUGAGGCUGCCGCACAGGGGGCCCUCUGGAUUGUGGCACUCAACAAGGCUUUCCGGAUGAUCCACAGUCCGGACGUAUCGCCAGAAUGACUUCAGCAGGGCCCGUUCCUCAGCCACGGCGGGCAUUUCCUGCUACUCCAACCUCGCUGACUGGCAGUCCAGACAUCGUGAUGUCCAUGGUGCUGUUUCUGCUCAGAUUUUCGGACGUUCAACAUAUCUAUGUGGUGCUGCCUUUGUGGAUUUUGUACAAUUGGGGGCAGAUGUCCAGAUGUUGCCAGGACUUCAGUGUCACACACUGGCGUUGGGAUGUCUGGCUCAUGCACUGUUGUGUGCAGAGAAAAGAUUGCUCGUCCUGAGCCUGUAAGCUACAUGGCUGCAAUUUUUCAAUAUUUCUUAGGCUCUUGUGGCUACCAAUAUUUUGCUUUUUGUCAGGUACGUUACAUAUUGUUCUGCGAUACAUUUGAUGCCGAAUUAUGCGUCGCUUUGAUAUGCGUUAUACAGUGCCCGAAAUGUACAUUGGAUGUCCUGUGCGAUAGUACGGGCAUGUGGUGAAUUCUAUAAGGUACCGUAAUAAUCAAAAUGAGUGCACUGUAAGUAGUCUUAAAAUUGUUGAGGAUCUGAGCAACUUGCACGAAGCUGGCUCCAUAGUUUAGUGCCAUGUGCACCGAAAGCACAUGACAUCUACCACCACCCAUUGCUUGGCUGUCUGGAAUAGGUGGAUCACCAUGUAGUAUGAAGUAUGUUUUGCAACAGCGCAAGGGCUUUUUCAGUUCCUGAUGCGAGUUUUUAGUUCUUGUCUGCGGGCUGAAUUUUCAUGAAUCCUGUAUGUUUUGUUUUAAAUCAACAUUACAAGGAAUGUUUCAUACUUACUUCUGCUUGGUUCUCGCUGAAAUUUUCCAUGUAGAGUGCAUAUUUUGAUUUGCAUCAGACAUCAAAACACUUCGUAUUUUUGCUUGUACUAUAACUUUGUUCAAAUCUUGUUUGCUGGUAGGCGACAAAGCCAAUUCAUGUAAGUGUCUGCAGCAGGUUGGGGCAGAAAUUGUGUGGUGCAAAGUUCUGAGUAAAAGGAAUCUUAUGAAAGAUUCUGCCAUCAGCUUUGCAAUAGAAAUGCUGGUCAAUGUACAUUACUGCAGUAAAAAUGCUAGCAAUACCAUAACUUUUCUCACUCAUUUACUGCAUUCAUGCCUAAAUAGAGAAACCUUCACGUCAUGUUCUUGGUGUUUGAUGCAUAAAAAUGGCUUCCAUUUAGGUCAUGUGCGAACUAAAUUCGAAUAGAAACAGUAUGAAGCUUUCGUUUUACUUGUGGACGAGUGCAUUUAGCCCGUGAUGGGGGCACAAACACUUCAAAGCUUUGAUUCUUUGGUUUUCUCAAUUGCAAACUUUGUUAUUGUGUAUCAUUUGUGCAUUUUCGGCGAGAGUGUUGGGAAAUACACAGCACCCCUGCAACUUCCACUGUUAAACGUAGCAGCCACUUGCUUCAAGUGACACGAGGGGUCUGGAAUGCUGUAUGACAUCACAGAAUUUUUACCUUGGCUUCUUUUUUUGCGUGCAUGCAUUUUUUUUCUGGACGUGCUUUAUUAUACAGUAAAAAAUCAUUUAUUCAAACCCCGUUAACUUGAAAAUUCGGUUAACUCAGACUCACGGCACUGUCCCCUCAAAACUGUGCAUUCUUCAUUCAGUGAUGCCAAAUGCUUGUUAAUUUGGAGGGAUCUAGUCGUGCACUGAUUCACUCAAAGAACUCUGGAAAGGGCUGUUGGGACUCCAUGCUUUUAGUUGCGUGGUCUCUGAGGCUUGGAAGCUCAAGCACUGCUUGCCUUAACCAACUGUGCAGCCGGUGUUUUUUAGAAACUGAAACUGGAGGAACAACUGUAGCAGAAUAUGAUCAUGAUGAUAGGGAAUGAGGAGGAAGUAGCUAGGAGGUGCCAAUCACAUCCGGCCGAAGCGCUUGGGUCAUCGGCACACUCAGUGUCUACUCAAAACGGAUAACAUGGACGACAGGGCUGUUUGUGCUACCGCUGCCACCCCAGCUGCGCCCGACGCCUAUGCUGCUGCUUUCUCUGUAGUUUGACAUUGCGUAUAGCGUGCAGGCUCGUGCAUGUUGCAUUCUCCAACUGUGCUUGCGUGCGUUGCUGCUUUAUAGUGAUGGCAACCAUUGCCAGAGUGAAGUGGCCACAGCAGCUAGCAAACGAUCUAAAAAAAGAUGCGAAUGCAAGUGUUUCUUAAUAGAAGAUAAUGAAAAAGUACGACGUUGAGGGAAGCAGGCAAGGAGGGUUGAAGCACCUGAUGGGGCUGAAGAAGGUUGUUCUAGCAGGAAUUCUGACAAGGCAGACAAACUAAUGCAGUUUUUUUAAAUAAAGGUUUGUCUGUGUCGAGUACAUUCUUUUUUUGUUUUGAUAGCCCAUUCAAUAAUCCGAACUUCGGUUAACUCGGACUUUUUCGCCGUUUCCGUGAGAUCUGGGUUAAUGAUGUUUACAGUAUAUAUAUUUUUUUCACAACUUGCCUACAUUUUCAAAUAACAUCAGCUGGUCACCUCAGCAGUAUUGUGACUGUACCAAUCUUGUCAAUUCUUAUAAGCAGAUCAUACUCCAUAAAACAACAGGUCUUUCACUUUCUCAGCUGAGCUUCUGCCAAACUCUGCCAUUGCAUGGUACAUUACGGCUGCUAGCUUGCGGCAUUUGUAUGUUCAGUGAAUAAUUUGUCCCAGUGGGGAGAAAUGAUGCAUGGGGAAACUAAACACAGCUUCCUGACAGCAAGUGCCACCCAAAGAUGCCAGUAUAACCUUCCAUUAUAACAGGAAUGAGAAUUUAAAUGGCAAAGUUAGUUGAACAGAGCUGCAAAUACACUCAAACUUUAUUAUUACAAGAUUAAAUCCUACAACAAAGUAAGUUUAUUAUAUCUGAAAAUUCGUUAUCAAGGUUACUCCUCUCACGAUCUAUUGCAAGACUAUUUUUCAUUUACUUCGUUAUAAUAGAAUAUUUACUACAACAGUGUUAGUUAUAUUGAGGUUUCAGUGUAUAACCCACUUAUAAUGGCAGCUCUGCUUAUCUAACUUUGCUAUUUAAAUUAUCAUUCCUGUGGUAGUUUCUCGGUGUUGAUGCGGCUAAGUUUUUCUUUUCUUUGCUUCUCCCAUAGUAGCAGAUGCAUAUGCUUGAAAGCCGUUCUCAACAAAGAAUAUGUCUCCUCAAUUUGUUGUUCCACACUGCAGCAUCUGACUACGAGAGAGGCUGCAUGUCUCCGUGCUAAUUGGCUAAAAGCAGUGCUUGAUGAUAAGUAAGUUAGGUUUGUCACAUAACCUUCCUUAUUGGUCACACGUCUAAUGGCCCCACUUGUAGCACCAUUAGAGGUUUUCAGCUGGUCCAUCCAAAUUGCAGAAGAAAACUAUCACAGGGCACCACAGACAUCUUGCAUUGCAUAAUGCGGCAUCUAAUGAGGUCUUGCAAUCAGAAGUAGUUUUCCGAAUCAGCAUUGGUUUAACAAAUAAGAAUGAAUUGGGUUUGACUGCUGUGUAAUGGCUUGAUUGGAGCAGCCGUUCACAUUUAGUGUUCUGAACUUUAACAGCCAGUGUACAUGUUUUGCGUGCACCACAUACUUUGAUUUAUUUCCAUGUUCAGAAACUGCCUUUGGUAUUGCCUUUUUUUGCAAGAAUGUUAUCUUCAUGACAUGCAAAAUGUGCAACAUUUACUGAUUCGUGUAGUACCGAGAAGUAGCAACAUUUAGAAACAGAAGUUUCCUUGUAGGUAUCACAAAAACAAGGGACAGGUGCAACAUCUGUAGGGCAUAGUAUCAAGCUGUAUUUCACAAUUUGCAGUGCUACGAUGGUAGUCGAGAACAUUGUGGUAAUGCCGGAUAUUCCCGUUAGAUGUUUUACCGCAUGUCUUCCAGCUGAAUUUUUGUGAUGUUUCAUCCAUUGGGCAGCAGUAUUGAUUAAAAGUUGGUGCUCAUUUAUAAAAUCUGGCAAUGGCAUCAGCUUCACCAAAACGCUCAUUUGCUCUGGACGACAGCAGCCUCAUAGCACCAGAAGACAGUAGCAUUGUACAUGGCCUGCUGCUGUGAAUACCUGUUGCUUUCUGUUGAAGGAAUACUGACAUCACUUUGAGGCACCCCAAAAGGCACAUCUUUCAUUUCCAUGAUGUGCGUUGUCAUCGCUCUAUGCUCAUCGGGGCCAGACAAUGCGUACAAAAUAUUGUAGUUUGAUUUUGAAGUUUGUUGUGAAGUGUCUGCAAGCCAGCCCCACUGCAAUGGACCUUAUCACGACAAGUCAACACAGUAGCUGGAUUUGUAGAAGGUCUUGCACACAGUAGAAGGUCUUGCAUGCAGUCUGAAUCACGGAAGUCACCGUCAAAGUCUCUGGACGACAAUAAACUUAUCGUUGUUUACAUCAACUACGUGGCAGUGACAGUAAAUGACCGAACUGGUGCUGGUAUUUUGCGAGUUUCAGUUUUCCCGUUAUGUUGGACCCCUCUUUACACGUCAUUGCGAAGCCACUGUCUCAAAUACUGAAAUCGAAAGGGCCUUUUUAAGGUAGUGGUAAUAAAAAUCGAUUCAAUUCAUUCCCAGGUGCCACGGCACUUUUUUGGGGUUCUUGACACCUGCUUUUUUAUUUAGAGCAACUACCCAAAAAUAUUUCAAAUUCGUGUCGGUACUCUUUUAAAGGGGCCCAGCAAGACUUUUUGAGCAUGGUCAGAAAACACUGCCGAUCGGUAGUAGAGGCUCCCGAGAACACGCGAGCCGAAUAUUAUAGCGUAGCACGUGGCCUAGAAUGCACAAUAAAUUAUCAGUCAGCUUAAAAUUGCUUUCUCUUCUCUCAUCAAAUCUCAAAGAUCACUCGUAGAAGGCCAUCUGUCAGCCAAUGGAAAUCAUGGCGCGCUCGGCCGUUACAAAGAUCACUCUAGGAGGCCACGGCCUGUCCAAGCGUGAUCACCCUGAAGAAGCCGUGUAUUCAAAGAAAAAAAAAAAGAAAAAAUACUUGAGGUCAUGAGGCGCACGCGCUUUUUUUCCUUGCCUAUCCCAUCCCUCCUUUCUUAGCUUCCAACGCUUUCGUUGGGAUGAGAAGAGAGAAUGCGAUUGCAGCCUAUGACAAGUCAUUGGUAACUCCACUCGUACCGGACAGACUCUUCAAAUUUUCGUGGUGUUGAAUUCAAGAGGCAAUAAGCUCUUUUAGUGAAUUCGUUCCACGGUUGCUUGAAAAAGUGUUUAGGGCCCUUUUACCCACAAUGCUUGCAUACUUUAAUGAAUUUUCAAAUUUAACUUCGCAAGUGUUUUACCAAGACAAAAAAAAAAAACUCAACAUGCUUAAAAGCUCCACUCAAGAUAUAUUUGGGGCAGUUUUGAAAAAUUUCAGGCUCUACGCAGCCAUUGGGCUGCUGUUGCUGGGAUUUCCAUGGAGUUUAUUCGGACAAUUAGUGUGCGACUAAUUGUCUUCAAUAUAAACUGAAAUGCUGCCAUCAGCAAAUUCUUUGUAGGUCAAAAGUUAAUUGCCUUUAAAAACCUAUAUUGCAAAGCUUAGAUGAGAGACCUAAUGAAGAAAAGACUAAAAGACUGGUAGUUUCUCGAAUGAUCAUUGAAUUUAACCAGGCUCUUUAAUAUGUGCAGGGGCCAUGCAAAUUUUCGGCUAUGAUACCCGUGAUAUGUGUAUAUACAUGAUUUUUCUUCAAUCAAAAAUGGUUUAGAAACAAUCUAAUUCUUGAAGCUUAGCUACAUUUCCGUAUGCUACUUGAGUUUUUACAUUGCAGUUAAAGCCCUUUAUGAGAGGCAUGCUCUGGGCAGCAGUUCUUCUGUUUUGUGUGAGGUGUCUCUUAUAAGCAGGUUAUCACGUAUACAUUUUCUCAUCAACCUGUCUUUUACUGCAGGUGCACUGGUGUCUCUUAUACCCAUUUGUCUCUUAUAUCAGUAUCUAUUAUAACGGGUUUGGCCGUAAUACUUCAGCAAGGUACAUACCAUGCUAAGAAAGCUGUUAGUGUGAAGAGCUAAUAAAGAAAAUCCCCCAGUUAAUGAUGAAGAGCCCCGCGUUCGUCUGCUCAUAAUUUGGGCCCACAGGCUUGGGCACCUCUGGCUGUUCAACUCAUCAUUACAUAACGUGCACAAAUGAAAUGAGUGGCAUUGCUAAUAUUGGUUUAAUGCUUCUGUGAAAUUUGUCAGAAUUUUUCAGAUUUCCUGGCUUAUUGCCUCUAGAAACCUGCAGCUAGUCACUUGCAUCUUUCCAGUUGUUUUUGUGAUGGAAAUAAACUAGGGGCAUGUUGUGAUGAUGCUGUAAGGACCACAUUGCUGAGGCCUUUAUGCAUAUUGAGGGAGCAUCCCUGCGCUUUGCAUGAAGUUUUGGAAGCUUGACUCACUUCGUGCAAUAUAAACAUGAUAGUGUUGUCUUUCCACAUCAUUUUAUCGACGUUAUUUGCUAUCAGUCUUCGGCCAAAACCAUGAGUGUCCAACACAUUCGUCAGCAGUUUUUGUCGUUUGCUCCUGCGAAACCCUGCACAGCUUUCUGGCAUGUGACUAAAGCUGAAAUUAUCUGAGAAGGCCGAUUUAUGAGAUAUCAUGUACGGUUUCCUUUCAUUGACAUUUAUGCCUUGUGGCAUCUUUUCAUAUAAGCAGUGCUGCGCGUGUUUGAUCAUCUCAUGAAUAGCCUCGUGGUUUAUUAAUGGCGAAAUUCAGUGAAGCUCGUUUGCACGAAAAUUUCUCAAAUGUCAUAGCCCCCGUUUAAUGUCGUGUUUGAUAGAGCGCUCUGCCACUUGCACUAAGUGUAGAACGAUCCUCAGGUGAGCUCUUAGUGUGAGGAAUUGUGAAAUCGGGUUAUUUAUAAGGACGUUAACAUGGCACCGAUGUGACUGAUCUUAGAAGAACUUGUUGUUUUCAGCGACAUGUGUCGACAUCUGUCAGUGCACUUGCAUAACCAGCUUGUGCUUUUCCUUUGAACAUGUUGUUCAGCUGUUAAGUUAUAGGUACGUAGGUAGAUUCUGCUAGCUUGUGCAAGUAAUGGACUCUAAGUGAAAAGCCAGCACAGCGUCAUAUCCACAACCAUUUUCUUGUACUGGUGUAAAAAAUUAAUGUUUUUGUGUCCGUGCUUGUGACCUGUACUUAUAGAUUUGUCAUUGCAAAUUCUUUGUCAUAUUCAUAUAGGGUGAACGAGAUUGGCAGUGUCACUGAAUGUGGUGCGAGAGAAAUGCACAACUGUACAUUGCCUUCCUGGCAUGAAAUUUUAAGACUGUAUGUGGCGCUACACACUAUUCUGUGCGUUGUCACACAUUUUGUUGAUUGAACAAGUUUAAGAGUACUUUCAACUGUCCUAUAUUUCUGCUCCAAAAAUUUCUUUAACAUAGGUGUUUAGCUUCGAAACUGCCUAAUUGUUAAGAACAGAAAUUGUUGAAGCAUAGUUUUUUUUUUGUUGUUGCAUAUACACUCAAAGCUCACUAUAACAGAGCUGCAUUUUACACAAAAAUAAUUUUAUAUAUAUUGAAAGAUUGGUAUCAAUGUUUAUCCCUAAUGCUACAUCUAUUGCAAAUAUUUUUCAUGUACUUCGCUAUAAAUGCACCGCUUUUUUGUUAUACUAUAGUAGACUCUUAAUAAACACAACCUGAAGGAACCAGUAAAGUGUGUUCCAUCUAACAAGAGUUCCGUUUACUCAGAGAUGAACAGGGGCACUUGAUUGCAAGAACCAAACCCAUCUUGUCAGAAGCAUUUGUUCCGUUUAAGCAGUAGUUCUGUUAUAUAUAUUUCCGUUUACUGAGAGUCUAGUAUCUCUGUUUAUUAUAUUUAAAUUUGAGUGGAUUGCCAUUUCUUUCUGUUCUGUGUACUUCAUGGUGUAAGGGACUGUUCUGCCUACUGUGAUCAUGAAGCCAAAAUUUGAACAACGAAUUAAGCACACCUGAAGUGUUCGGUGGGGAUGUUUUAAUGUAUUUUUUUUUGUGUGCCAGCAUAUUGUACGUUAUGCUUCUUUUUUUUUUUUCAGUUCUAGCAAUGUUUCAUCACCACCAGAAAUUUUUUUUUUCGGUAAUAUAUAGCUCAGUUUACAAAUGUGUGUCAUUGUAAGGCUAACCAACAUACAUAUGUCUGUGUCUUCCUCGAUCCACUUCAAGUAUUCAAGAUGCUAAUUAUUUUCUUGCCCUGAUACACAAAGGGAUGAUAUUAAAUAAGUGCCUUAACGAGUGUACCUGUCAAUUUGUGUUGGUGUAGUGUACAGCGAUUACUGCUAUGAUAUAACAAGCUCUGUUUCCAUGCGCACGUGUUCCGUACAUUCACAACGUGUACAGCCGUGAGAAAAGUAUACGGACCAUUGCCGUUUUUAUACCUCUGACGUCUGCACUAUCUAUUGGCAUGUCCUCAGCUGUAGAAAGCAUUUCUUUGGUGACUUCUGUCAAGAGUAAUGCUCUCUAAAGCAGAUGGCUCGCCACUGAAGGGCUUGGACAAGGAUAUCUGCUCGCGUUUACAUAAUAUGUGCUUUUUCUCAUGAGUGUACUUCAUGCGACGUCUUCUUGAGCAUAGAAAUUCGUAACCAACUUAUUGUAGUGUUCUAUAGCAAGCUUGUGUGCAAUGUUACCAACAUUAUCCUACUGUUUACUCGGUGUACACAACACCUGCUUCACAUGCGCCAAUAAAAAAGCCGCAUCGUUGGUUCAU